GAAAAGUCUGUCGAAAGUCCACAGUCUAUGGAACAGACUUUUCCACAACAAGAAAAGGCUGUGGAAAGUCCACAGUCUAUGGAACAGACUUUUCCACAACAGGAAAAGUCUGUGGAAAGUCCACAGUCUAUGGAACAGACUUUUCCAUAUCAGGAAAAGUCUGUGGAAAGUCCACCGUCUAUGGAACAGACUUUUCCACAACAGGAAAAGUCUGUGGAAAGUCCACAGUCUAUGGAACAGACUUUUCCACAACAAGAAAAGGCUGUGGAAAGUCCACAGUCUAAGGAACAGACUUUUCCACAAGAGGAAAAGUCUGUGGAAAGUCCACAGUCUAUGGAACAGACUUUUCCGCAACAGAAAAAGUCUGUGGAAAGUCCACAGUCUUUGGAACAGACUUUUCCACAACAGGAAAAAUCUGUGGAAAGUCCGCAGUCUAUGGAACAGACUUUUCCAUAUCAGGAAAAGUCUGUGGAAAGUCCACAGACUAUGGAAUAG
Procambarus clarkii (red swamp crayfish) is the source of this 495-nucleotide messenger RNA. The record is from RefSeq and is a predicted model, not a curated record. NCBI's taxonomy places the organism in Eukaryota, Metazoa, Arthropoda, Malacostraca, Decapoda, Cambaridae.